Xyrichtys novacula (pearly razorfish) is the source of this 41869-nucleotide messenger RNA. NCBI's taxonomy places the organism in Eukaryota, Metazoa, Chordata, Actinopteri, Labriformes, Labridae. The record is from the annotation of a GenBank genome assembly.
GACGCACAGAGGAGCUGACGGAGCAUUAAUGAGAUACUGGCCGGUUAGACUUCCAAGGGGAUGCAGUUUUAGUCGAAACACGCCUCAGUUUUCAGGCUCGAAUCUGCGGACUUGAACGCGCCAAAACUGGGAACAUUGUCGUCUUGUAACAGAAACUUUAGUGGAUUAAUUUAUUCUCCAAAAAAUGGGCUUGGAACGAUUUCGCGUAAAGACGCCGGGGACAGCAGAGCUUCCUCCCGGCUCACUCCUUUGUAUGAUCGGGCUGCUGCUCACUUUUUCCCAGCCUGUCUGUGAAGCGUUCAACUUGGACGUGGAGAACCCAUCUGUUUACAGCGGACCUGAAGGGAGCUAUUUCGGAUACGCCGUUGACUUUUAUUUGGCUGAUUCUUCCAGGUAAGCCUCUUGAAACAAAAACACACAAUGAAGGAGAGAGGGGAGUAUUCCUGUAAACCUCCUCCAGAACAAAGCCUCAAACUUUUGUUUGGGGUUGAAUUCAUCACUUCUCUAGGGUUGUACACAAACAUGUUGCGUGCAAACUUUCCAUUGCCUUCGACUGGGGAACCUCAAAACAUUUCCGACCCCAAUGUUAAGGUUGUCGGGCAAAUUUCCAGAAAGGAAAAACGAGAUUUAGUCGCUGAUUGUUGUUUUGGACCUGAUUUAAAUCAAGGCUUUGUGUACAUACUGUGAUCUCAGGACACAUGCAUGCUUUACGCACAGUGCGCACGCCCUCACUGUGCACACAGCUCACUGUAAUUGAAUAUAUUCAGGAAAUUACAUUUGAGUUGAACAUUAAAACUCCAAUAAUGCUAAUCUAAAAGAGUGGCUGUUUCCUUAUAAGAGGAAUCAACCUCAUGGAGGAUCAGGAACUUAAGGAGUCACCCUCGAAUACUCACAAAAUGACAUUUAAUUCUGAUCUUUUAAUCUGAUUUAGUUUGGAAAGCCUGUUAACUGCAACCUUAAGCUUUUAAAUUGUAUUAGAUUGAAACACUGCUGAAGAUUGAGAUGCUGCUGGCCCUCAGGGGGAUGUGAUCCCUGUGACACUCAGCAUGCUCCGAUUGUCUCUGCAUUCUUUCUAAUGGGAUUUUGGCAUCAGUCAUUUUGAGGGUCCUCAAGUCUUGCCUACAUGCCUGUGGUCAGGUCUAACCCCUCAGCAGUGAGAGGAAUAAAUAACCGAGUGGGUCACCCUGACUGUCCUAAGAGUGCAUAAACAGAAAGCAGUAAAGAGUAAAGCAUGGGUUCAUGAGAUGCUGACAGAUCCGUGUUUGCGUCCUGUACAUUCUGGUGAGCCUUGGACCCAACCCUGUAAUCGUAAUAACGAUUAACAAAAGGUUUGUGGCUGCGGUCAAGGUUUCACUCAGACGUAAUCAGACUUCCUGGCUGAGCCCGUGUCUCGGCCCAACGUUCAACCAGCCAGCAUGCAGGGAUUUCAGAGAGGGCUUUGUGCCGAGUGGGCCGUCAGCAGCAGCAGCUCCAGUUUCCCCUGUUUCUCCUCCCUGCUUCCCUGGACGGCAGACACCCAGACAUGGGGAAAAUUCUCCCCCUCCUCCUCCUCUUCUCUCACCCUGCUCUUUGCUGUCUCUUUAAAAGCCUGCUGCCACUGCUCUUCCCCGAGAAGCUGGAGAAGAAAGGUUUGAUUUAGGAUGUGAAGCCUGGACGUAUGGACCCCCUUCUCUCCUCAGACCCCCUCCUUGUUUUCCCCGCUAUGCUGAUGUCAUCCUGCAGGGCUUUUAAAUUCACCCACCACCCUACACCUCCCCUCUACCUAUACCCACCCACCGUCUAGCCUCCCCAUCAUCUCCCCUUGUCUCAUUAAGCGUGAGACACAGUAGACGUCAUUUUACUCAUGACUAAAUCUGAAGUUCCUCCAGCUGAGGAGCCACGGAGGAGGAGAUGAGACAAAGGUUUGUGUGUGCAGAGCAGGAAUAACGUAAACGCAGCUUCAUAACUGGUAAUUUUCCUCUGGAUGAUAAGUGUGCAGAAGUCAAAUGUCAAACAAAACAAAGUACAAGAGAGCCGAUUUAGGAGCAUGAAUCAGAGCUGAAUUUAGAAACCACAUUUAUCUGCCGCUUUUCAACCCCUCUUUUCUUAGAAGUCAACACUUAGAAACAUAUCAGCAGCGUCUCAAAAUGAGUUUCUGUUAUCUCUCUCGUUCAUGCCGUCACAUCAUCAUCAUCGCCCACAUUCUGGGAGACAGGGAGAAGGGGAGUAGCCGGAGUCCCCCGGGGUGAGGUCAGUCCAGGGUUGAACAGGGAGUCUCUUCAUGUCAGAGUGAGCUGCUGUGAGUCUGGCUCCGACCUUCAUGAAUAAACUUGUUGCUGCUUUUGAACGACUUUAUUUAUCACCGUCUGACUGGAAAUGUAGAGAUGAGGCAGGCGGAUAGUUCGCACAUCUAUUAAAGGCUGGUGAACACAAAGGCUUAUUUUCUCCCACUCAUUCUUGACAAUGAGUUUAAAUAUGUGUCAUGCCCUCCGGCCCAGCCUAAUAGAAUUAAGUUUGGACACUGGCAGACAGCCCACCAUGGAGGACCGCCUGAGGACAGAGUCUGCGGACUGUGUGUGGCGACUCCUGUCAGAAACACACACACAGGAAGGGCAGGAGGAUAUAUGCUCCCCUGUUGUGUUUGUGUGUUAUUUCAUGUCGAGUGAGGAUGAACUCCUCACAUGUUCAGACACCCUCCUUCUUCAUCAUAGGAAAGACUUCUGAGGGGCCGAGUCUUCCCCCCAAAAAAAACACUAAAUAAUCAAACAUCAGCAACAGACUCCUCUUUGACUUUCACCGGUGCCAGGCGGUGAUAAGGGAGUGGAUCAUACUGAGAUAGAAGGGGUCAAAGGUCAGGGGCUGUAAAUAAUAACAGACCUACACUAGAGUGUAUGAAAGGAUGAGACAGCCUCUGGUGAGUGUGGAUAGACUUGGAGAGAUAAAGAACAUUUGGGGCGAGUUGCUGUAGUUGUUUUUUGUUACUAAUGAGUUUGGUCCUGCUCAGGGUUUCUGCCUGUUCAAAGGGAGAUGUUUCUGCUGAUAUGACAAAAGUCUUGCUAAUUGGGCCUCAGAGGAAAGUCUGGACUAAGAUAAAGUUUGGUUCCGAAAAUGAAAGUUAAUGGUUACUUUUAUAAAGUUUCAGCUGAUAUUCGAGGAAACGCUUUCCAAAGGUUGCGCUAGGGCUGGGCGAUAUGGCCUCAAAUCAAUAUUAUAAUACAUUGAGCAGUUCACCUCGAUAACCAUAAAUGGACAAAAACUACACCACAAGCUGUUCACCCCCUCCCACAUUAAUAGGGAUGGGAAUUGAUAAGAUUUUAUCAAUAUCGAUACCAAUAUUGAUUCUGCUUAUCGAUUCAAUUCUUUAAUGAUUCCCUUAUCAAUGCCUUUUUGAUUUGAAAGAAAGUAGACAAUAGGUUUUCAGCCUGAACUCAAAAUUUUAUGGAGUCUCUGUUCUCGUAUGCGUAGACUGGAGUAAACCAUUUGGAACCGGUUCUCAACAAGAACUUGUUUUUGAUUCCCAUCCCUCCAACAUUAACUUCGUCUACUUCAGCCGCUACAACUUUUGAACCGUCCUCCAUCUCUUCAACUGUCUUUCCCUCUUUUUUAUGGACUGAAUGUGGUGGAGUUAUAGGACAGCGUCUUAAAGGGAAAUGAGACCAUAGCCUACCUACACACAUCCAAAACCAACUUUUAUUUAUUUAUUUGAAUAUACAGACAUGGGCAAAAUGUCGUCGGUUAUUGUCGUAAAUUUUGGUUUGUCACAUGUCACUCUUUUGUGAGUGACAUGUUUGUAUUGCAGUUUAUGAUGAAUGAGUCUCCCACCAUGUGUGAAUAAAACAAGCGCCACACAGUUCAGGAUAUCUACUGCACUAAUCCAGAACAUCUAGCUUCUGUGCAACAGUUUAGCUUGUUUAAGUAACAUCCUGGUACCUUAGUCAAGCUCAGCCCAGCACUGACUCACAUCACCACCUCUACUCAUUUCUGUACUGAUAUCUACAUAAUGGAAUUAAGGCCAAAAACAAGAAAAGGACUUCAGGGUUCGAGUCAAAAAGUCAAAUCUUCACUCAGAGAUUAUAGAGCCGUUAAAAAACACUUCAUGGUAAUGGAGGACUCUCUGAUAAGGCUGGUAAUCUGUUCCAGUCUGGCCAUGUGUUUCAGAGAUGUGCAUUAGCUCACGUCUGAUUCAACCAUGAAGAGUACAUGUGGAGGUCAGUCAGUGCAUGUAGGUCACCCUCCAGGAGUUUACUCUCUCCACAAGGUUAGAGUUAAACUAAUAUUGACAUUGACCUGGUUUUCUCUCAUUUGACCACUAAAGCAGCGCUGUUUUCUCUGACUACACCAUAUAUGAUCACCCUCAUUUUCUGUUGUUGCUUUCCAGCGGCGUCCUCUUCUGUGGGCUUGUUUCUAAACCAAACCGGUGAAGUGUUUGAGCUGCAGGAGCAGAGUUUGUAUAUUUGAGCUGCCAAGGUUCUCAGACAAUGGAGCCCUUUGUCCGCACGACUGAAAAUGUUUACUUGUUUUCCAUUUUAAGAGAUUUAACUAUGACUCAUUUCUUACUUAACUUAAGAAAAGCUCCUUUAAUUCUCUGUUGUCAAACUUUAUGUGCACCUAUGAUGAUCAGGCUGGCAGGUCGGGCACCUAAGUGUGUGUUGCUGUAAAGGUCAGUGAGGAUAUACUUAGCGCGGUCGCUCUGCAGACUGUCUCAAACCUUUUAAACUCUGCCCUGUCUAGCUUUCCUGGUCGGCUGUUUGAGGGUCUUUUAAAUAAUGAGCCUGUGUGUGCUUGACUGGAAAAAGGAGUCAGUGACGAUGUGUUUAAAGGGCCGUUGGACCCCGCUGCUGUCACGUCUGCAGCUCUAGGUUUGGGAAUGCCCCCAGGACGUCAUGUCUACCUUUGAACGGAGUCAGUUAUUGGUCAGGGUCGUCCUGACUCACACUCUGCUAGAUUUUAAUCUCUCACUGCCAGGAGGCCUGGUUUGUUUUAACCCCAGCAGGUCGUGAAGUGACUCACAUGUAUGGUAACUUGAUAAAAGCGAUUCUUUAUAUAGAAUCAGGCGAGUGACGCCAUCGUUCGCUCGUGCGCUGGGAAAUCCAACUGGAAGGCGUUCAAGCUUACGUCAUAUCUCAUAUUGGAGAUGGAAAUAAGACAUACACGCUCGCCGUUUCUGUCUCUGCUUUGUAGGAAAGGUGUGGGUUGAGCAGCAGUUGGGGGUGUGCAGACAAAGUGUUUCAACAGCUGCAUCACCCCCUCCCUCUGCGAUCACCACAUUUAAUACAACAGCCUCUCUCUAUCCCGAGGUGAGAGGACUGGACCCCCUGACGUGGGCAUUGUGGAGAGGUGUGAACCAGCAGCAGUUAAACUCCUCGCAGGAGGAUUUUAGGGCAGUUUGGCUGUGAAAAAAAGACAGGGAGGGGUCGCAUUUGAGGGUGGGGGUGGGCGCAGUUUGGUAUGGGAAAAUGCACGGGCUUGAACCCGAGUCAUGUUGAAGUUUUAAAGUUGCAGAAUGCUUGAAAUUUCUCACUCGGCACUUGGGAAAUGCUUUUUGCAUGGUUGGUGGUUUGACGGAGCAGCUGCUGGUUUACACACAUUAACAGUAAAAGCACACAUAUGGAGGGAAUAAUACAGACGCAGAGUGACGGUGAUGCUUGUUGAAAAGUCAGUUGUUCGAAUGUCAGCUGCUAAAUCAACUUGCUGAUUCAGUAUCAAGGCGGGUCACGCCCACACAGCCGCAGAAUAGUGUAAAAUCAUCAAGUUUGAACUUUGAUGUCCAAUGGCUUUUGGACGUCGGAGCUUUUUCCUGUGUGACGAUAAACAACGCUGUUGUACUUCCUCGGCAAGCAGCGCUUGUAAUUUUCAGGCCACCUGUUGCUCAACACUAGUAUCCUUUCGAGGAUACAAAGGAAGCGGUUUUGUGGUGAUAGUGGAAUCAGAUCCUCAACAGACGGGACUGUUUAUCUGAUCAGCUCAGUUCAGACCUCAGUUGCUCCUCUUCAGCGUGGAGAAAUGUCUAUAAAUUGUUUAAAAAGUCUUGAUUCGCUCUGAUCCGUUAGAGAAACAAACAGCUCCUCCGGCGUCUUACAGCGCCAUCUGAGCGUCAAAGCAAAAAUGUGGCUUUUGUACAGGACAGUAAACUCUCUGUAGUCAGCACACGCCACCCCAGCAGGCACUGCUACUCUCAUCAUCCCCAGACUCCUGGACAGCAGUGCAGAAAACACGUGUGUGAGUGAGUGAGGAGGUCGUCUAGAUUGUCCAUAUGGUGGACGCAAGAGCCGUAGCAGCUCCUGUCUGGCCUUGGCUUUGAGAUGAACACGAGACCAGUCUUAUGGCUCCAUGUGGUCUGGAAUCAGUCGUGACACAUGGAUUUAGCUUCUCAUUUCUGUCAUCCAGCUGAUCUCAUUGGAAGUGCCCACGCCUGCUUUGAAAAGUAAAUAUUACAGCAGCAUGACAUCAUGCAGCUAUUCAUUAAUUUCUCGAGCAGGUCGGCUAACUACUCGGCUUUAUGUUUCCACUGCUGUUGCUCCAGCUCUUGUGUAAUGUUUCUCCAGAGUUGCGUUGAUGGAGAUGUUUGUCGGAUUUCUUAGAGCGGAGAAGGUCAAGAGCUGCCUCUGGUCCCGAUCAGGUCACUGCCCCUUAAAGAUAUGGAACCACUCCAGAGUUUAAGCAUGUGUUGAAAGCUGAGUGUAAACUAUGCGGGUGACUGUACAUGCUUCCCUGAGGUGUUGCUGAGGUUUGAAGGCCACUACCCCCCUCCUCUACUUUCUCCCACCGUCUCCAUUUGUGCUGCGGCGCUCAUUGAGCCCCGUUUAUGACUGCAGAUGGUGACUCUGGCAGGCUUAACAAAUGUGAUUUUCUCCUCUGACUUUCUAGAUUAAAGCUUUUGUCAUAGUUUUAAAGUGACGUCAGUUUGCAGCUGGGGUGGAAGACAAUUAAAUGUGGAAAUGUUUGGGCUAAAGGGGUGUGGGUAGCAGAGGAAUUUGCCCUCUUACAGCCUCGUCCUGUAACCUCAUCAUAAGGCGUAUUUGCAAUCGUGAUCGUGUCACAUCAGCAAGUUCCAGCACCCCUCAUUUCUUAACCCUACAUAAAAAAGUGGUUUACAGUCUGGCGAUUAUGGUGCAGUGGGAGAAUUUUGGUAGCUCCAAAUAGGACGAACCCGGUCUUUGCUUACAGUAACGCUGUUGUUUAUUGCAGCUUGAUUCAUUUACAGUAGUUUAAUUAAUGUUUAAUUGUCAGCCGGGUGGUGGAGAUCAUUAGUGGCGGUUGAAUUGGGCUGACUUUGCAAAGUGGUGAAGCCGCCAAUGCAUUUCAACCACAUACUCCCCCCACUAUUUAAUUACACAAGUCUCUUACUUUUCGCCAUUGCAACAUGACACGUACAAAUGAGCAAGUACGGAUUAGUUUAAUUCCAGUAGCCAAAACAUUUCACGAAAGAUUGGUUACGGCUUUGCAGCUUUGCCUGCUGUGAUUCCUCUCAAGCCUGCGACGGUGCUGCCUCCAGCCCCUCUGUGAGCGGCCUUUUGUCUAGACACACUUCAGACACUUCGACUAAACACGACCUGAUGAGUCCGUCAUUCAGCAGAACAGCUGAGGAUCACCGGCUCCCCGACCAAUUACAUAUAUUUGCAUAUCCAUCCCAAGGGCCAGCAAUACACUCCACCUACUCUUACAAAGGAAUUCGUUAUGCAGCACUCAGCCGACUGCAGUUUGAGCUUCAUUAAAUGCUAAUGAUAGCAAAGCUUUACCUUUGGAGCACACAGCCAGCAGAUAAGGUGUGGGGCGGGGAAAUGCCAGUUUAGAUCUAAACAGAUCCACGCCAGAUAAAGACCCAUUAAAUGCUAAUUUCUCUUCAUUCGCUGUACUUUCAGAUUGCAAUCAGUAAAUGUGUGUCUGCACAUCUGCGCUUAACUGCGUGGUGAAAAAAACUCCUUCCAGCUGCCAGCUUGCUGAAAGCAUGAUCAGCUUGUUUUGUAUUUCCUUUAUUAUUUCCUCUUGGCGAAUACCGCUGGACUCAGUCCAGAUCUGUGACUUCUAGUGUCCUUGGCCUUGCCAGUAUAUGUACAUUUUCCUCGAAUGGUGUCAUGCAUACAUGCGCUCACAAAGCGAUUAUUCCCAGUCAGGAGGAAUUCCUUUUUUUUCUUUCUGUUGGCUCAGAAACUUUGCAGAGAUUAUCAUUCUUGCAGUUAAUCUUUUGAAGACAUUUUUAUCCAGCAGAUAUCUAUGACUUGCAGGUGUUGAGCAUGCCAGGCUCGCUUUUUUUUUUUUUACAGAGAAUAGCUGCCAGGGUUAAAUAUUUACAGACUGCUUGUAUAUUUGUUUAAGGGAGAGCCCUGUUAGCGUCAUUUUGAGAACCCCUGAUCAGAACUUCUACAUGUAUUAUUGUACAGGUGGAGCUCUGCAUAUGUGGUCAGAAACUUUAUUUCUCCGAGAGUUGGACGAGUUUGUUUCUUUUCCUCUCUUUUCAACACAAACCAGGACUUUCUGCUCCACAUUUAGAACUGUACUGGAUGUCUUCUGAGGUAUCAAGACCACAUGUAACGGCGUGAUCCUGAGCUCAUAACGUCUGCUGCGGUAUCCUAACUUUGAUCCCCGUCAGUUGAGUGUUUUGAAAACCUUCAUUGCUGACAUGAUUUGAAAGCUUUGUUCUGACCACUAAGACAAACCGGCCCACUUUGGUGAGAUUUUUCCAUGAGCCAUCUGAGAGUGAAUUUUGACAUCAAGGUCUGAGAGUCAGUUUGUAAGUUGUGGAGCUACAUUUCUGUUUGCUAGUUUAGCUCAUUUGUGUAAGUUUGACAAAAGCCAAUUAGAGUAGAUGUUACACAAAUUAGCAUUUUAGCUGAAAAGAAGGUAGUUUUUGCCAAAUUCAGUUUAACGGUAUGAUCUUUCCAUUCAAUGUACGACCUGACAGCCCUCCAGAUUUUCACUAGUAUUCACUUAAAGGGAUAUUCCGGCAUAAAAUUACCAACUGCUUGCUUCUCUAGUUAAACCAACUUUAGUAACGACCGCACAGUAGCAAUACACAGCGGUCUGAGGAACCAUAAACAAACCUCAACCAAAACGCCACUCUAUAGCCACAAAUAAUGCUCAGAACAGCACCUAACUUCAUCAACAGGACAUAUAGGGUCCCAGCUAUAGUACUAGACACCAAACAUCUUUUGAACUUGGCCUGGUUUCAUUACGGACAACUGCGGAGUUUCGCAGCUCAAGAAAGAACAUUUAUGAUAAUUUCUUCAUGAAAAUGCAAUCAGACAGAGACGCUAAGGCAAAAGAACUACCUCAUCUGCAGGGCAAAAUGAUUAAUAUGAUGAUUAUUACCUCAAGGAAAUGAUAAAAAAUUAUUAUAAAUGUUCUUCCUUGAGCUGUGUCACCCCGCUGUAGUCACUAAUGGACUGGCCUGAGGUCUCGCUACAAACAAGCGGCUGUUGGAAGAGAGUAGGUGAGUUGUGUUUAGUCUCUUUGCUAAAGAAAUUAGGGAAAGUUAAAAAGAUGUCUGUUGACUAGUGCUAUGGCUGGGACCCCAUAUGUACUGUUGAUGAAGUUAGGUGUUGUAUAGAGUGGCCUUUUGGUUGAGGUUUGUUGAUGGGUCAUCAGACCGCUGUGUAUCGCUAUUCUGCGGUCGUUACUAAAGUUGGUAUAACUACAGAAGCAAGCAGUCAGCAACAUUCAUCUCUCGAGGGGUUUUCUAACUCAGUGUUACAGUGGGUUUGACCCUAAAUUAAUUUUACGCUGGAAUAUCCCUUUUUACUAUCAAUUUAUCAGAUGCACCAUGUUCUCGAGAAUCAACACACCCCGGUACCAUAUUAAGACAAGAUCUGACUCUGAGUAUGAUGUCAUGUGAUUUCGGUAAAUUGGCAAGUUUAAUUACACUCUGACUCAUGCUGGCUCCCUGUCUUCCUCUGGACCCUUGGGAGUAAUGCUCUCGGGGCAGGAUGCUAAGUUUAGCUAAAUUGUAAACCUUCAUGCACUAUUGGAAGAUCAGGGUCCGGAAAGGGUGGUCUUUUCCUGUUGUUGGAAUCCCCCUAGACACCGUCUGGUCUCAGUGGUCUCAUGCCUCCUUAACCGACAUCAAUGCCAGCAGCUUUUUCUGCGAUGCUUGUCGGGUCAAGUCGGUCCAGAGUGAGGUAAUGGCCAAGAGAUCCACAUGUGCACUUCUGUCUACAGGGAGAGUCUUAACUUCAUCAUUCUGGCAUUUUGGUUUUAAUAUUAGCGUGUCGUCCCUCUCUGCCCUUAUGUCCCCCUCUUUCAUCUCUUUACUCUGUCAUUUCUGUAACCACUGAUUUCUCUUUUUUACAGUGAAGCACCAAGGACAUAAAGGUUUAGUGUCACAGCUGUAGAAACACGAGUGCGACUCCACUUAGCCUGUCUGCUGUCUUGUUUUCCUAUCCAAUCUGCCCCUCAGGGAUGCAUGCGUGACCGUGUGAGUGUUUCUCCUUGUGCGUCUGAGCGCACAAGCGGAGAGUUUUCUAAGCAUCACAUGCGCACAUGUCAAAGCAGUAGUUUUCCCUCGCUGUAUGGGAUUAUGUAAAACAGUGCUGCAACCUGUUAAAAUGUUUUGCUUCUGAGUCAGAAUACGGCUCGCUAAGCGGCAAAAUGUGCACGCCGCAUUGUCGAGUGGGAGGUCAGGAAUGCAAUUUUUUUAAUCAAAACCAGGUUGAGAGCUACAAAGCUUCGCAAUUUGCAGGGUUUUUAAGGAUCCUGCGGUCUGGUAAACUUGUAACUCUGGAUUUACUGCAAGUUUUUCUCUCUUUUUGUGUCUUUUUUUUUUGCAGCUCCAGUGUGGUAAUAGGAGCACCUAAGGCCAGCACGCGGCAGGUAAACGUUACAGAGGGAGGAUCCGUGUUCUACUGUCCGUGGAGCCUCGACCAAUCAGAUUGUCACGCCAUAGAGUUUGAUCCAAAAGGUAAAUUUUACAAUUGAUCUGUUGGGUUUUUGGUCAGCUCAGCUCAGCUCCUAAAGGUAUUUCAGAGUAUUUGUCUUCCUUGUCAUCAGAGUGGAGAUCUGAGAUCCGGAUCAGGCGUCAGCGUUCCACUUUAGUGAACUCAAGGUGGCUACAUCGGUUCCUGAAUGAUCCUUUCUGUCUGUUUAGGGGCUGAAAAGAUAAUAGAGUGUUGAAGAGGGUUUCUUGAAGGAUGCUCCUCCCUUCCUCUCGGUCAUGUUUGUGUUGCCUUGCCCUGGGUGCUUUUUUGGAGAUAAGCAACCAAUAAACAAAUACGUCAGACAAAGAAAUGAGCUGUUGGAACGACAGGUAAAGGAGACACCACCGGUACAGACAAAAAGUCUCCAGUUGAGUCAGAUUUGGGUAAAGUGGUUUUUGGAGACCACGAGGAAGUGCGGGAGCUGGUCUAAUGAAUGGAUUCAUGUUUCGGUGUGUUGACAGAGGAGCCCUCAGCCUGUUUGCGUCAACAGAGACAAGACGGAGUGAGGAGAGAGACAAUCACGGCAAAAAAGACGGUGUUGUUACAAGCUUUUAGGUCAAACACAAUAGUAGUUUGUAUGAAUUAAACUUACAAAGGGACAGACUUUGCUGCCUUCUUGGCUGCUUUCCCGAGCUUAACAUGGUGCGCCAGCUUAAAUUUACAGUCCAUAACGCACAAUAGGGGAGAAAUAUUCCACUGAGUGUUUCACAAGCCUGCUUUAACAACAUUCUUUUAUUGGACUCCGCUGCUUGGUACCCUAUUUUUGCACUGUUUUUCUUGCAACAUAAAAUGUGUUGCACAUCCAGGGGUGCUGGCUGGAGGCCACGGCGAGUGAUGUCAUGUGUAGCAGCAAGGCCUUACAGGGGAGGUUAGUCCCCCGGGCUGUCAGAGAACGUCCUUCAUAUAUUUUAAAGGGCUUUGAAGGGGCUGAUUUGAGUGCCAGAGCUGCUUUUGACAUCUGGAUCAUGGCAGAAUCUCUGUACAGUGUAAGGGAGCGUGGACAUCUGCAUUCAAAUGCAUCCAUGCCAAACAGCUGUUGCAUGGACAUUUACUGCUGUGAUUCAUUCACUGGAGUUGUAGCUCUGUUCCUUUCCAAUUCUGAUAUUGAAAGCCAGAGACAUAAAAAAAUACAUGUUACUGGCGAAUCCGUGUGUUCUGACUCCCAAGUCGUCAAAUAUAUAGUAAAGAGAUGUGUCAAAAUAAGUCUCUUUAGGUACCGUUCAAGCUACAUCUCCAGACCCUCGUAUAGCUCACUGUUUCCAUGAGACGAGGUAAAUAAGAGAGAUGACAGAGAAUGAAAUCCACUUGGAGGGUCAAACAAACACUGAGCUUGAGACCACUAUUGGACUAGAAGUUCUCACCAAGUAUGACAACAAAGUUACGCGGUACUGCUAUAUUUAUAACACCAGUGUUAAGUUAUUUCAACCAUAUUCUAGUGAAGACUGUCUGAGGCUGACAACAACAACAACAAAGAAAAGGUUUGGGAAUUGGUUCAGCUACUGGUUUGAGAAUUUUUUUGUUUUGUUACUCUAAUCACUAGUUUUAAUGAUAUUAAGAUUACACGUUUAGCGAAAUAGUGUUUUUUUUUUAACUUGGGUGACAGACGAGCUCCCUUUAGAUGUUAUUUAAGAAGCUGAAAGAGAGCCUUUACUCCGUCUUUAGUUUGGCUAAAAGUUGGAUUGGGUUGGCUUUGCUAAGAUGGUGUUUUUUGUAGAUGUGCUUGAAAAGUCAGUUUUAGUCAGCUUACUAUAUGAAAUACAAUGAUACGAUACAAUAUAAUUUGAUACGGCACAAUGUGAUACAGUAUGAUACAAUACGAUAUGGUAUAUGAAGCAAUAUGAUAUGAUACAGUUUUAUGUGAUACAGUAAGAUACGGUAUGAUAUGAUAUGAUAUAAAAAAAUAUGCUAUGAUAUAAUACCAUAUGAUGGCAUAUGAUAAGAUGGCGUACAAUGUGAUGCAAUAUGAUACGAUAUGAUAUGAUAUGAUAUGAUACAAUAUGAGAUGAUAUGAUACAAUAUGAUACAAUAUGAUACAAUACGAUACGAUACGAUAUGAUAUGAUAUGAUAUCCUAUUUUGGCCAUACGCUACGCUAUGGUAUGGUACUGUUUGAUACCAUAUGAUAUGAUAGAUACGAUAUCUUACUAAACGUUAUGUUACGUUACGUUUCAAUAGGAUACACUUCCAUGCAUGGCCAUAAGACAUGAUAUGAUAUGAUAGAUGAACUGUUUUGUACUGUCAUGCUGAAGUGCUAUCUCUACAUAUGGAUACCUUUAAUUCAUACAUGUGUAUCUUUCUAUAAGACAACUGCUUUGAUGCAGCAUAGUUAUUCAAGCCAGAUGGACCCCGUCAUUAGUGUGUUACUGAGAUAAUCAUACUUUGAACCCUACGGUCAAAGAGAGGUGUAGAUAAAUCAAGAGUAAGAAAAUGUUUGCCUGUCAAAGAUCUUCUAUUUGAGAUAGUCUCCUCACACAGUGCUGCCAUGGUAUAAUUUAUUGUCCUCCAAAUUAUUGAAUAUUGGCAUUCUCUGAUAAAGUGGUGUCAUAGGUCUCCCUGUCUCUUGGUGAGUUUGAGCUCUGACCCACAGGCCACAGACCCUCUUAAUUAGCCUAACUAAUUGGGUCAAAGUGGUGAGAGGCCCCCUCCCAUCCACUUCCUCUUCCAUUGAGAUAAGAGCCUUUCUAUGGAUCUAAGAGGGGAGCGAGGGCAGCAGGGAGGGUGUCGGAGGGGCACAUACAGGAUGGGAGGAAGGGUGAGAAAGCCAGGGGAGGAGUGAGGAGACGGAGGAAAAGGGAGAAACCAGAGCCUCUUUUUUUCUGCUCCGUCCCCCUCCUCUCUCCUGCUGUCGGUACUCCCACAGGGGCGGCUGAUGUGAUGAGAGAAUUUGGCCAUUUGUCUUCCAGCCCAAGUGACACACACAAAAAACACACAAAUGCACACACACAAAGAGGGGCUCUAACCUCACUAAUGGCUGUCCUCUCACACACAGUUCAAAGGUAAAGUCAGUCUACGAAUGCACUCCAGACCCUCUGCCGGUCCCGGGGGACACUGAGCUGGGCACCGUGUCACUUUAGCGCUAAUCCGCCUCCCCAGGGGACCUCAGUCUGAGGACAGCUCUUUUGUGGCACUCCUCUUAGUUCCUCGCUAUCUCUCUUUAAAAUCUCUAUUUUCAUUGAAAGUGAUUCACAUGACUCCAGCUGACUUCAUUCUCCUCAUAGACAACAAGCAGGCCUUCUCAACGCCUAUUACAGUGACACAGAACAUAACCAACACUGGAACUAAUGCUGUCAUGUGAGAACUUUGCUCAGCCUCUUCGGGCGGUUAUGUCGGUAUGUGUCCUCUGUUUUCUAUGGCAACGAGUUAUAAUUAAUCAGCUGUUAUUUAUAUUUUUACAGCCCAGAAACCCAUUAAAAGUCAUCCCGGGACACUUAAAUAUAGAGCGAGUCCAGACUUUGAGAGAUUGUUUUGUUGAGAACCAAUAUUAAUCUGUCAAUGAGCAAGGACUGAGAAGCACAGACGGACAAGAAAUUUGGGUAGAGGAGGGAGAGAUGGAUAGGAACAAAUAAACUGUCGGACUAACCCCCAAUUUCCACCGCAUCCAGAACGGCUACGAAACAGCCGGAUCCGCCAAUCGCAGCCGAUCGUAACUAUUCAAGUCAAUGUGUCAAUUUCCACCGGCUUCAUUCUGUUCCGUCGCGGAUCGCCGGACUCCGCAGCUGAUCGCAAGAGUUCUAUUUUUCUCGGACGCCGGAGCAUGCCGGAUAAAUUCAGCACAGAUUAACCCGUGCUGGAAAAGAAGUCGGGCACAGACACAAAAUAAAAACAUCCAACAUCUUUUAAAAAAAAACACUCCUUGUUUCAGGCGGAUCAUAUUUCACACCAUGCAAACGGGUGGCAAAAAUGGAGACUAAGUUCUUGUGAGUUCUCGCGAUUCCUGAUGUCCGUAAUCCGCCACGAAAUUCGCCUCACAAAUGGAUCUGGUAGGAAUUGGCGACGGCGAAAAUCACAGCCUUUCGGGUCAGAGCAGUUCCGGAUGCAAUGAAAAUUGGGGGUUAUGGGCGCAUUGCGAAUAAUUGUAGAAAAAUCCCUAACAUUAGCAAAGACAGUAAUUACAAUAGGUGUAUGGCAAAUUAUAGUAAAGGGAAGAGUACCUUGGUCUUGUGGCUAAAGGUUGUGUUUGCUAACUCACUAGCUAACAAGAAAACUGUUAGCUGUAAAGAGUACAGAUAUACUCUAAUUUGAGGACUUUUAAAUGGAGGCAAAUAGUGCUUUUGGAGGCAGUCUCAAUUCCUCAAUCCCUGAGGAACUCUUGACGAGAGGAACCCUGGAAUAAAAGACGAGGAAAACAUGCUAACAUGUAUUAAACGGACAUGAGUGCAGAGUGCGGAUCACAGUUACGGUGUAUGGAUUACAUGAGGACUUUUCUGCUGCUACAUGUGACACGACUUAAACAGACACAGCAAAUUCUCAGCCCAUACCUCUCCGGUGGUUUUUACAUCGACCUUAUCCAAACAAAGACCUCUGAGUUAUGAAAACACUUACGGGGCAUAUGCUUAUAGGAAAAGUACCAUGCAGCUAAAGCAGAUUAGUUAAAGUAACAAGCCCAUAAAGGACCCUUUCAAGUGGCGGUCAUGUUAUUGCCUGUACGGCUAAAGCACUGCUUUUCACACCCUAGACUUCUGACCACUAAAUACACCAAGAGAAGGUCUUAAUGCUGUCAGCCCAUGAUAAAUAACUUAAGCAGGAAAGCUCCGUCAUGGAGAUUAAGCAGAAAUACAGUUUGGUUAUUAAAAACCGUAAUCUCUCUGCCUACUGUCUUGGAUGAAGGGCAGCAGGAGAGGGAAAAAACCCCGUACAGAUAUGGAGACUUUGGCGAGAUUGUGCAAGAAAAAUGAAUGGCAAAAAUGGAGACAAUGUUGAAAAUGAAAACAGAGGGAAAGGGAGACAGAAGUGUGUGCCUAAACAGAGAUGACUGCGAGGUUGCUAUGAGGAAACUGGGCCAGAGUGUGUAUGUUUUCAUUGGACUGGACCCCAGCCCCUUCACUGUUUCCAUAAAGACACAGAGCAGCUCCAGGCUUGCUGGCCUGGGAGGGAAGACCAGGGGCUGACAGGCGUGGAUGGAGAGGCCUGACACGCAGCCUGCUCUCUUCAAAUCCAAUACGUCUCGAUUUUUUUUUUUGCAGUAUCCAUCAGUGUUGAGACGAACAGAGAUGUAACUUCCCUCUUUUGCAACAUGCCUGAGAGAAGAGGACUGUGAAGUUAAGGAUUCCUUGCGUUUGCUUUGGUUGCUCUUGACCUUAGAUUUGCACUCUCCUUGGAGAUGUCAUCUCAAACUCUGAUUUGAUAUUCCCUGAUGUGCAGAGAUUUCCUCGCCAAAUCAAUUUGUUUGCACUUCGGUCUCCAGCGCUGCGCAGAUGUAGCAUCUGUCUUCCAAUAAAGUUGUGUUUAAAACCUGACUCCCAGGACCAUCUGUCAUGUCACCUGCUGCUGUCAGAGUGUUGAAGUGGGAGAUCAGCGUUAAGGGCCAGGUGGUCAAACAGAGCGACGGGGUCAGCGGGGUCAAGCAUAGACAGUCCAGAUUCUCAUACCAAGACUGGGUGAUAGAGAGGAACCAUUCCAGAUACCUAAUACCCAGUACCAGUUACCAAUCACCACCUCAAGAGAUCCGAGCAGCCGCUUGUAGUGAAACCUCAGGCCAGUCCAUUACGGACUACAGCGGGAUGACGCAGCUCAAGGAAGAACAUUUAUGAUAAUUUCUUUAUCAUUUCCUUGAAGUAAUUGUCAUCAUAUUAAUCAUUUUGCACUGCAGACGCGGUAGUUCUUCUGCCUUAGCGUCUCGGUCUGAUUGCAUUUCUAUGAGGAAAUUACCAUAAAUGUUCUUCCUUGAGCUGCGUCACCCCGCUGUAGUCCGUAAUGGAUUGGCCCGAGCUUUCGCUACAAACAAACAGCUGCUGGAAGAGAGUAGGUUACAACACUCACUGCCCAGACCUGAUACCCAAUUCAAAGUUUCCACAUACCUGGUAGAAAAUACCCAAUACCCACGUCCUAACACCUGAUUCCAGAUACCUGAUACUCACUACCUGGUACCCACUACCUGAUACCCCAUACCUAAUAUCCCACACUUGAUGAUGGCCGUUACCUGAUACUUGACAAGUACCUGACACAAAAUACCCAAUAUCUGAUACCUGAAUCCCAAUACCUGAUUUUCCUACUCAAUACCCAAUUGUUAAUCCCUGUUACCCAGUAUCUGAUUGCCCAUAUCCAAAUACUUGUCACCUUUUACCCAACACCAGAUAUCCAGUACCCAGUACUUGAUAAUUGAUACUUGAUACCCAAUGCCCACUGCCCACUGCCCGGUACCCAAAUCUCAAUAUCAGCCAAUAACUAAUAAGGCAGACACUCAUUCUAUUGGAAAUUAUUCAAAUUAAUUUGAAAACAGCGAGUACCACACUGUCUUCUUUUUGUUAUGACGGUCCCAGCAUAAAAACAGAAAAUAACUUGAGUCCCACAGCUCAUGUUUGCAGACGGUCCAGCUGUUCACAAGGAUCUGGAAAGAAUUUGGAUGCUCAACGUCCGACUGUAAGAAUGCAUGUUUUGUACGUCGGCUGUUUCUGAGUGUUAUUUUGCUUUAUUUUCCUCAGGGGAUAGCACCAUCAUGCUAAACGACACCGAACAUCAGAUUGAUUUCAAGUCCCACCAAUGGUUCGGCGCCACUGUGCGUGCUCACGGUGACACCAUCCUGGUAAGUUGACCGUCUCAGGGAUGAUUUGGGGGGGAAAGGAGAAGAAAGGUUAGAGUCUCAGGUUUGCGGUGCAUCACUGGCGCUCUCAUCUGUUAUGACUAGUAGCUUCUAAAAAAGGCCUGCUCUGGUCAUGUGACUUAACCUGCAACUUUGAGCGAUCUCUUACUCUGACGUCAGUGGGAACGUGUCAGAAAUUUGUCUUCCAGAUAACUGACUGUUAAUUUGUUAUCACCAAGGGACAAUUUUCACCUUCUGUUUCAACCCACUGUAAAGAAAUAUUUUGUGCCGCCCCCCCCUCUGGGACGUGUUGUUUGGUCUGAUGGUUCAGGUUGUGACCUGGGUUGAGUUACAUGGUUACCCUGCUCCAGAUGUACCACUGACCUCGGCCCAGGUCCCCCUCCUGAGUUCACUGGGGUGUUGUUGCAACUGGAAAAACAUCUCCCACCUCGAAGCUCACCCCAUUCAUCAACACAUCUCCUCCCCUCUCUUUCCCCUCCUCCUCCCCAGGCCUGUGCUCCUCUCUACUCCUGGAGGACUGAAAAGGAUGAGCCUCGUUCUGAUGCUACGGGAACAUGCUACCUCUCAGCGCAUAACUUCACCAAGUUUGUGGAGUACGCACCCUGUCGAACAGGUAACUACAGCAAUAAAAGAUGGGACUAUUACAGUUUAAGUAACAGUAUCAUGAGUAUCUUAAUUAUUAUGUAAUUUUUAAUAUACUUAGCCCAACUUUCCAUACUCCAACAUUGAGUAAACAGACAUAUUUAUAUUACAUUCCUGAUUCAUAAGUUAAUUUGCUGCCAAUGUAAUAUCACUCAGUCAUUGGGUGUUUCCAUAGCACUUGGUGGUGAUGCUGCGUCAAAUUCAAAAUUUAGACCUGUUGGCUGCAACUUUUGUGAAGCUGGUUUUACAGAUGGUGAUUCAGCUUCUUAAAUAAUGUGGUCAUCAUGUUAUACCCAACAUGCUCCCAUAUUAUUGACUUGCGAUUUAAUCUUGCAAAAUACGCUAGAUUUGAUUUAGUUUUUUGCUUUCAAGUUAGAGCUGGAUAAGGAAAAAGUUUUUCCUACAAUAUUUUUUAAAAUAUUUAUCAAUGUGGUUCAGUUUUCCUGUUAGAAAAAGUUCUCAGAUAUGGAAAAUGAGUGGUUAUAACAUUAAAUCAUUAAAGGAGCUUGUUGGUCUUUUUUGGUUUGUGUCGAUUAUGGCGCCUCCUGUGGACAAAGCAAUCAUUGCAAUCAUAUCUUGGUGACCCCUGACAAAAAAAUUAAUCAUUUUCCAUGAAUGCCACUGCUGUUUCAUCAUCUACCUGCACUAUAAAACAUGCCAAUUUUAUUGCUGAUGGUCUUAUUUGCUUUUGUAUAACAUAAAAACUUCAAAAAAAUUCUCACUGGAGCUUUAAUCAUACACAACUUUGCUUCUCUAUUUCAGAGAUCACUGAUGCUGGGGGGCAGGGCUACUGUCAGGGAGGAUUCAGCGCUGACUUCACUACGGUAAUAACUGACGACCAUAAAAAGUUUCUGGGAUUAUCGUUUGUGUAUUUGAUCCAGAACCACACAGAAUAAAAUAUGUAUACAGUCUUUGUUAGUAAGAUAAUAUCCAGAGUGAUCCAACUCUAAGUCUUUUUGUUUUCAUAGCACUAAUUCACAGAUUUUAUCCUACAGGAUGGUAAAGUGGUAUUGGGAGGACCAGGCAGCUACUACUGGCAAGGUACGGAGGACACUUUGAAAUUCUUAAAAACCUCACCAUAAAAUCCUCCUCUAAACUGAUUUCACUUCUCAUUGGUCCCACUGUAGGUCAGGUGAUCUCUGCAGCCAAGGAGGACAUCAUCAAAGCGUACUAUCCAGGCUACUUUAUAGGGUCUGUAAGGGGCCAGAUCCAGACCAAACAGGUCUUGGUCCAACAGUCUGAGUAUGAUGACAGCUACCAGGGUAAGAAAUGCCACUGUUGUCUUAAUGCUUUUAUUAGGACUCCAUAUUUGUUCUGCAAGCCGAAGCUGAUGUCUGCGCUCUUUUUGCAGGUUACUCUGUUGCUGUUGGGGAAUUCAGCGGUGAUCAAGUGGAGGGUAAGUCAUCAAAAUCCAGAUUGUACCCACAUAGUGAAAGUUAGGUGAGGCAUGCUAGAAGUACAGCACUUAAGGGACGGUUUUGUAGAAAUCCAAAUAGCACAGCUGAAGAGAGGAUUAAUCCAUGUCAGCUGCAAUAUUUCACACGAUUAUUGAGCUGGAAACGUCAUCAGUCCUGGAAUUCUCUUAUCCUCCUGCUGAGUCUGACCUGGAUAUUUCCUCCCUUAAAUCUUUGCUUAAUCUCUCUGUACACUUUGCAGAUUUCAUAGCCGGUGUCCCAAAAGGCCCAAAAGCAGUCAAGCUCUACGGUUUGGUAAGAAAGCUUAACUAUUGCUCUUUUCUUGGCUCUGAAUUUGGUGUUUUAGAAAGAAGCGCCGGGAGGUUUAGAUUUUGGGGCCGAUACAGGAAAGAAAAAGAAAAGAAAAUGGCACGAGUGUUUUUGUCACAGUGGGAUUUAUUUUUGCUGCAAAUUCCGUAUGAGAAGUUGUGCUUGUAUUAAACCGCAUAAAAAGACGUGGACCAUGUGUUGCUGCUGUGUUGCAGGUGUCUAUUCUGAACGGUACAGAUCUGAAGACCAUGAUUAACUACACCGGCGAGCAGGUGAGUCUCAGAAGUCUUAUCUGAAACCCUCAACAAAACGCUCCUUCAUUCUUCUCCACUUCUUCUGUGUUUAAUCGCUUACGGCUCUUAAUUUGUCGAGUCAGUGUAACCAAAAAUAAUUUCCUUUACAGCGUCCUCUUAACAAGAUUUGGGUCUUUUUCGUGGGUUGGGAAAAGUGCACCGGCAAUUUGUGCAAAUGGUUCUGGGAAUAGAAAGGCACGGAGCUCGUUUGAGCCGUGAUGAUGGAUUCAGCUGAAUAAAUAAAAUCAUGGUUGAAUUUUUGCUUACGCGUCUGCAGUUCAGGCUGUUUCUGCAACGUUUGUGCUUUUUCUUUUUUUGGGGAUUAACAGUCAUGGCGAAAAAUUCAGAAAAUUAAACGGACCUGGAACAGAAACAGAAACAGACUGGGCUAAACCUGUAAAAGCCAUCAAGCCUUCGUGUUUCCCCCAGUACUCUCUCUCUCCCUCUCUUCUUUUUUUUAUUUUUUUUUGGAGUGCAGAGUUUAAGGAGCCAUGAUUGUUUGGUUUUAUUCAAGAGCAAAGAACGGAUUUUGAUGAAAUGAAAUGAUUUUGUUCACAGAUGGGAUCAUAUUUUGGCCAUGCAGUGGCUUCGACUGACAUUAACAAUGACGGGUGAGUUGAAACCUCACUUUCUCUUUCUCUCUCUCUCUUUUUGGCAUCAGUGUGAUCAUAUGUUCUCUCUUGUCUGCAGGAUGGCCGACCUGCUUGUGGGAGCUCCGAUGUUCAUGGUGCGAGGCUCGGACGGGCGUCUGGAGGAGAUGGGCCGUGUUUAUGUUUACCUUCAGCAGAACCCUCUAAACUUGACACUCCAACUACCUCACCUGACCGGCACCCAGGUGUUUGGGAGAUUCGGCAGCACUAUCGCGCCGUUGGGAGAUCUGAACCAGGAUGGAUUCAACGGUAAAAAAAGGACGAUUUUUCUGUAAAGUUAGCUUUGGUCAUUACUUUUGUGUUUCUGCAUCUUACACAUGGAUAAUGAAUUAAAAAUGUAAGAGUAAGUGACUUUUAAAGCAAGUAGUGAGUUAAAACUAACAGAAAUAUGUUAAAAGUAGACCAAAUUUAUUCGUUUUUAUUCACUUUUAGCAUUUUUAGAUUAGUUUAAAGAUGCCUCUUUAAUGGAUUCCUGUCUACCCCACCUUUAACUGUUGGUUGUUUAAACAUCUAGACUAGUCUGGACUAUCCGCUGUGCCGUACUGAAGUUUUGGACAUUAGAUUUUAUUGUUAAAGUCUAAUAAAUGUGAAGUUUCCAUCACUUUUCUCCGUUUACCAUCAUUAAUUUUCCAAAGCUCGAGCUAAUAGAUUUUUACCAGCCAAAAUGAAGCUAUAAUCAGCCUCACAAAACCACCAGUUUUAUUAUCACUCUGGCGGAUUUACUUUCAUUAUUACUCAGACUUUUCCUUCUUUUACAGAUGUAGCAGUGAGCGCUCCGUUUGGAGGAGAGGAUCGACAGGGACUGGUCUACAUCUUUAACGGGUACUCAGGAGGACUCAGGGAAGAACCAUCUCAGGUGAUAGCAGGACAGUGGGCAGCCGGGACGCUUCCUGCUAGUUUUGGGUUCGCCCUUAGAGGUGAUAAAGACCUGGAUCUGAACGGAUACCCAGGUGAGGAAAGCAAAAACGUUUCAGAGCUUUUAAAAGAUAAUUUAAUGGAAAGUUUUCUAAUCCUGGUUCUGUUUUUCCUCAGAUCUCAUCGUCGGUGCUUUUGGCGUCAAUAAGGCAGUCCUCUACAGGUGGGUUGUAUUCAGAUUUCACUGAAUAUGAAGCUAAAAGUGGUGGUUACAUGACAUGGAUCACAGUCUGUUGUGUGGAGACUGACUGAGUUUUCAUUCUGUGACCUCUCCUGACCCGCAGAUCUCGCCCGAUAGUGAACACCAGCGCCUCCCUGAAAGUUUACCCCACCAUGAUCAACCCCGACGAGAAGAACUGCAUGAUCUCCAAUGGAAACAACAGCAUUCCUGUUUCCUGGUGAGUGCUCAUCUUGUCCAGUAGCAACACUGGUCUUCCUGUGACCGAAGCUUUGGUUCUGCUCUGUUGGUAUUUACUUGACCUAUCUGCAGAGAGAUGGGCUUCCCUUAUUUCCCCCUCACAUGCAUAAACAACCCAGUCCUGCAGGAAGUUCUGAUAAGAAAUAUCCUCUCCAUCAGCAGUCACGGUAUUAAUACUAAUGAAGAGCUGCUCUUAUCUGACCUAUUUUCCAAAUGUCUCUGUAUCCACGCUGUUUCUGUUGAGCUGCAGAGGAAUAACAUGCUGAAUAGCGGCAUUGUUAGCCCCUUAUGGCCUCCUCCAAAUGUGCACAGUGUUCAGUUCCAGAAAAGGGGAAAGGAAACAGACGGUUGCUCGCUGCUCGACAUGGUUGACACUGCGCUCAUGUGUCUGCUCCCCCCCACCUCCUCCUCUUUACAGAUCCUGAUCCAUAAAGGAAACUCUUGUAUACACAUGUGUCUUGAUUAUGCUACGUUGCCUGGCGAUGAGGAGUUUUUUUUUUUUUUUUGGUGGGGGUGAAAAGGAGAGCACAAGGGAUAAUGGGAGGGAGGGGAGGAGCGUUAAGGUUUUUUCGCUGUUGCUUUGAAUGAGAUAUUGUUUAGUGGUGGAGCACAGCUGGGAAACAUCAGGACACGUAGACUCCUGCAAGCGUGCGCACAAACUCUUACAGACACAGGAGAGCACAUCUAUAAAGUUAAUACCGCUCUUAGAGAGAAAUCCUCGUAGCCUGUGUGUCUUUCUGUCUCAUUUUUCAUCUCCAUUCCCUUUCUUCUGCUUUUUCAAACAGAGUCUCCCUCUCCCAGUUUUUCCUCGGUGUGGGUUUUCUUGUGAGGGAUUGGGGGUUUUUGGGGUUGCAGACUAUUGGAUAGCAGCAGCGUGUUGUGCUGCUGAUGUCAUGGGAGAGAGCUGCAGGCUUAUAUAGACAGCCAUCGACUGGUCAGCGCUGAAACCCGAGUCGUUGCCCAAUUUCACCCUUCUUAGCUCUGCUAUGCGUUUGUGUGUGGGGGGGCUGGCGAUGGGAAAACAGAGACGCAGCGAUUUAUCAGCUCAGAAAGGGGUCAGAUGCCAGGGUGCCUCUUUAGACAUGGCAUUUCUUUCAUAUUAAUCAUUGCUUUCCUGUUUCGCCUCGUGCUUAUGGACCAUGUAAGGGCGCAAAAAAAAAAGUCAGCAGGGAGGGAAAGUUCAGGGAACUAGCAGGGGCAUUUGAGGUGUCCAGAGAGGACUUGAUAUUUGCACUGACUCUCUGCCAUAAAUGAACACACUUCUUUCAUUAUGUCCCUGUCCUUUUUUGUCCAAAACAGCGUCAACCUGAGUUUCUGCAUAUCUGCAGAUGGGAAGCACCUUCCAGACAUCUUAGGUGAGCCAACUUUCCACAUCUGUGCUUUAUUACAAGUAUGGAAACUGUCAAAAAGCCACCAGUGGUAAUGCUUUAAAUCCAUAACAGUCUCUAGGUUAAAGUGUUUUGGCAGGUGAUGAAGCUCUUCAGGAUUUGUAAUGACAGGAAAAGGGCUGUGCUGCACGCCAAACACCUUCUCUGAUUUGCACUCAGUCACCGUCACUAUCGGCCCUUACUUAUUAUCUCUAAUUACUCCAUCCUUUAUAUACACACGUGUCUCUCGUGCCAUUAACUUUACGUUACACUGACUAUAUUGUCUGCACUCCGGAGCUCGUUUUUAAAACCUGUCAUUAGGUGAUUCAUCACGCCGUGAGUGCUCAUUUGUGCGUUUGUUACGUGUUCCAGACUUCCAGGUGGAGGUGCAGCUCGACAGCCACAAACACAAGCAGAAAGGUGCGGUGAAGAGGGCUUUGUUCUUGGAUUCCCAGCAGCCUUUGCUGCAAAAGAGUGUGACGGUGCAGCGUGGAGAGCGUGUGUGCGAUCAAACCAAGAUCUACCUAAGGGUGAGUUAACUUUUUAAUUUACUCAAUUAGGCCAUAAAGGGAUAUUCCGGCAUAAAUUUAAGUUAUGGUCAAACACACUGUAACACUGAGUUAGACACCCCCUUGAGAGAUGUGUGUUAUUGACCGCUUGCCUCUCUAGUUAUACCAACUUUAGUAAUGACCGCAGGAUAGCAAUACACAGCAGUCUGAGGAGCCAUAAACAAACGUCAAACAAAACGCCACUCUAUAGCCACAGCAUGAGCCACCAAACAUCUUUUUAACUUUGCCUAAUUUCUUUAGCAAAGAGACUAAACACAACUCACCCACUCUCUUCCAGCAGCCGCUUGUUUGUACGGAGACCUCGAGCCAGUCCAUUAUGGACUACAGCGAGGUGACGCAGCUCAAGGAAGAACAUUUAUGAUCAUUGCCUUAUCAUUUCCUUGAAGUAAUUAUCAUCAUGCGGUAUUCCUUCUGCCCUAACGUCAUGGUCUGAUUGCAUAUCCAUGAGGAAAUGAUUGUAAAUGUUCUUCCUUGAGCUGCGUCACCCCACUGCAGUCUGUAAUGGACUAACCCGAGGUCUCCGUACAAACAAGCGGCUGCUGGAAGAGAGUAGGUGAGUUGUUGAAUUGAAUUGCUAUCGUGUGGUCGUUACUAAAGUUGGUAUAACUACGGAAUAUCCCUUUAAAAGUCAUUAUAAUUUUAUUUAUUUUUGUUUUCUUUCCUGUUAUUUCAAUUUAAUUUGUAUUUAUCCUUCUGAACCCUUUUUUUUUAUUUUUUAUUUUUUAUUUGCAAUAGUCUGUCUUUACAUUGCAUGUUCAGGAUAACUUACAGUGUCAUUUAUCUUCAUUAUUAUUACUAUUAUGUAUUUAUUUAUUUUAUUUUUCACUCUAUAUUCCUUUCAGAGGAUCUGGGAACAUGGGGUAGUGAGGGGGGGACUGGGAGGAUUUAUUACAUAUGUUUAUUCAACAUGUGAUUUCUUUAUGUUCAAACUGAAAAUGCCAAUAAACAGAUAAUUAAAAAAAAAGUAACUAAAGUCGAUCUUUAGUAAAAAUAUAAGGAAAUGCAGCUUUAAAACAAACCAAAAAUGGAAAAUUCAGAGUUAACACGUGGGACUUGAAGCACUAGCAGAGCAGACUUGGAAGGAUCCAGCUUGCAAAGAUGUUAAAUUUUAAAUAUUUAUUGAUGAAAAAAGAGCCAAGUGUUGAUCAUCCCUGUGUGCCAGAGAAAUCUAACUCAAGUUUUUGUAAAGACAACAAACUCUCCUAAUAAAUAAAAGAGAAGAAAGACAGGGAUUCAGACACGCCGGGGAUUUAUUUGUUGAAUCUGCGAUCAUGCCAGCUGUAUUUCCCUGCAGCUUAUCAAGAAUCUAAAUGAAUAAUGAUAGCGGUGAUUAUUUUCCCAGAUAACUAAACCCAUCUAGUUUUCAUAUUCACAUGCAGGCAACAUAAAGAGAUGAUACAGAGAUCCUGCUUUUGCAUCUGUAACAAAGUUUGUUGUGUGUUUCUUUAAUGCAGGAGGAGAAAGACUUCAGGGAUAAACUCUCCCCCAUUUAUGUGGCCUUGAACUUCAGCUUGGAUCCAACAGCAGCAGCUGACUCCCACGGGCUGCGGCCCAUCCUCAACUAUCAGACCACCAGCGUGAUCCAGCAGAAGGUAAGGAUAAAUUAAGAAAUAUUUAUAUAAACAAUGUGUUGGGUGGAGGUUUGAGGAUGAACGCUGCGCUUUUACAAUGUUCUGGAGCAUGAAGAUGAAGCUCAAGUGAGAUAUCAGCAAAAAUACCCAAACGCAAUAAUUUUUAAUGCAGGAGAGACAUGUUGCAAACAGAUGGUAAAAGAAACAGAAAAAGUUAUAUAACGUUUCAUUAUGUUGAUGCAAUACGCUGAAUGAUUGUGCACUCAUCUGGUUUAAUUCUCAUACACUGUGUCCCAACAAUAUCAUGCAGCCUCAGUGUGACAUAUGGUUCUCUGAUUGCCGAGUUUUAUCCUCUCUGGCCCGAUGUUAAGAAAUUCUGCAUCACUCCCUGCACCACCAGCCAACUCCUCGCCGUUUCUCUCUCGUCCCUGAUGAAAGACCGAAUCUGCUCUUUUUAAUGUGAACUACUCUGCAGGGAAAAGGUCCAGGAUGUCUGGAAAGCUGUUGUCAGGAUAAAAACGUGAGGCACAUGUACAGCGGAGUGCGUUCCCUUCCCCUUUCCCAGCAGGCUUUGCUCUGAGGCUGUUUGCUUUUCCCUAACAGCACACAGGUGACCGUUUUAUCAGGAGAGCCAGACGCAGAAAUUGGUAGAUAUUUCAGCGCUGGUUGCAGCCCAUCUGGUUGAAAUCUCUCGGCUUUUUGCCAGUUCUCUCCGGGCGCUGAGUCGAUUUGGCUCAACAUGUGGCGUCCUCUCAGCUGUGGCGUAGCGCGCACCAUAUGUGAGAACAGCAUCAGGAGUAUGUGAAGAAUCAGCAAUCAGCGUAAUUCUACCUCCUCUUUCUCUCCGUCAGGGUGUGUUUCUGUCUUCCUACCCUGAAGCCUCUCAAUGAUGCUUUUCCUUAAUAUCAAAGCAGCUUUUAGCUUUUAACAGAUGUGGUCUGCUGCUGAAGUGAGUCCUUGAGACAAGCCUGAGCUCAAAUAUUGACAUUAAAGCUGAAAGAAAGCCGUCUCUCGCCAAGUCUUAUGUGUGUUUCUGUGAGUAAAAGAGAAGCGGGAGCCUGCCAACAUAUUUUAUUAAUCUUCCUCUGGACUGUGUGAAUGAACCAGCGCGUAAACAGCACUCUAAUACCGCAGCCUUGGCCUCGAUCAGACCCACGAUGCCCUAUCGAUUCCCGCACAUGCUUUGAGAAUAUAUGGCAGGCCUCCGAACAUUUCAUCCUCUCUGCCAAACUCCUGCCCUUUUUUUCAAGCCGGAGUGAGAAGAAGAGACGGAUGAUGUUCUCAGCGCAGUUUCUCUUUGUUUUUAACGUAUACCACAUGUUUCCAUGAGGAGUUCGAACACACAAUGAUGGAUCUAUUAAUUGUCAUGAGUCUACGAUUGUGCUAAAGCGGUUGUAGUCAUCUUCAGGGAGCCUGGGAAAUGAGUGAAGUCGAGCCUUAAUGUCCUCAUUGUUCUUAAAAUACAAACAUCUGAACACAUGAGCGUGAAGUUGAUUAAUGGGCGUUCAGAUUUCACUUCUUGCCCUGAUUGUGUCACAUGCAGAUCUCGCUGGUGUUGUUGUUGUUGCUCGGCGCAGAUGUACAGAUCCAACUUAAGCAUGUUGCUUACCAUGGUGUCCAUAAUUAGAGCCCCACGCCAGGGUGUAAUGACAAGGGCGCGCGCUUUGCUCUCUCUAAUCUCCUCCUCCAUUUCUAUUUAUUAUCAUCAUCGUCAGGAGCAUCAUCUCACUGUCAAGAGUCGCAGCGGGAUGCAAUUUAGUGAUCCGCAGGGCUUUCCCUGCCACACGCUCGGCGGUUUUUCCACUUACCCGUCCGUGUUUCGGCCUCUUUGUUGUUCUAUCCUCCACUGUAAUCUCACUUCUGCCUUCCAGGUCAACACUCAGAUCCUAUGUCUGAGUGCGUUCCUUUAUGCUGCACGCCGCCCCUCCUUCUCUAUAUGAUCACAUACUGCUGUGGUUGGCAGGGUGGCGUAGCGUGUGGUGAAAAGCGCGGUUGGCCGCACGGCGCUGUGAUGUGGGGCGCUGGUGAGAGCCGCGGAGUGUGCAGCUUUGUGCAGGAGGAUCUCCUCCGGCACGCUCUCUUUGCGCCGGACUCCUCCACCGUUCAUCAUUUCCUCCCCUGUGCGCCGCAAACAGAAAGCAUGUGUGUGUGUUUUCCGGGGACAGCUGGUUCAGUGUGUGUGUGUGUGUGUGUGUGUCUGUGCUUGUUAUGACCUCACUGAGUCAGUCAUCGUCCCUCUGAGGCAGGGGAGUGUUUUUCGUGUCUGAUGGGCAGAGAUGAUGUCUUGUAGUUCAAGGGGACUGUAGCGCAGGUGUGUGCAUUAGUCAUACCACAUGUCGCAUCUUGCUACACUCAUCCUGUUGUCUCCCUAAAAAACAGAAACCUGAUUUAUCUCGUGUGCCUAAUUCUCUCCACAUGUAACCCAGAGUGCGUUCUUCUAUUCGAUUGUUAUUACAUGCAGACUCUGUGGAAGUUUUACCACCUCAAAUGUGUUUCUUUCAGGCUCAGAUUCUGCUGGACUGUGGAGAGGACAACAUCUGUGUCCCUGACUUGAAGCUGGCCGUGCACGGGUGAGUCCGCUCAUUUCCUUACAUUAAAACAAAAAAGACCCCGCAGCAUCCAAAUUCAGGAAAUAUUUCAGAAUUCAACUGCAAGGUCACAGACUCUGAACUCUUCACCUCCACAAUGGGAGUGCGGCCUCGGGUUUGAGUGUAAAUACAGCUGUUUUUGUUGUUUAGCUUAGCAUUCCAGAGCGUGGCUGUUAACAGCCUCGGCGUUAGAGGUACGCCAUCCUCUGAAAACAGGAAGCAGAGCUGCUCUACAGGUGCCACGACAAACAAGUUAAGAGUAACAGACAGAGGAGAUGAAAGGGAUCGUCUUGGAAAGAGUCCCAACCUCGCCCGCCUGCGUCUGCAGCCGUCAGAAACCCCGCCACACUUUGAUUCGUGAAAUCUGCAAGCAUUUUUCUCAAAAAUAACAGCCUCCCCGAUACUCCCUUCUCCGCUCUGUCAUUUUGAUCUCACAUUCCUAUAUUUAUCUCCCAUCUGCCUCCAUUUUUUGCAACGUAUGGCUGAUCCAUCACAUAUGGAACAACCUGCCCAGGGAGGGAGGGUGUUAGUGCUGCACUUGAUCCAACUGCAAACUCAGAGGAGAAGUUUGUUUUAGAAGCUGUUUUUAGUGGGAUUUAAAUCAAAUAUAGCAAAUAUCAAUUAUUCAUUUAAAAACUGAAUAUUCUAAAUAAAACCUAAUGCAUGUUUCCCUUAACCUUAUUUUUUCCUUUGUAACAUAGCCGAUUUAUGAAUAUUGUAAAGCAACAGAGCAAAUCGAGACAUAAAAAAUGUCCAAAACAAUCCGUCAAAAUAAUCGCUGAUAUCUAGUCGUACAGAGCGAGCCUACUCAGUGUGGACAUGCUCCAAAAAGAGAAAAUAAAAAAGAUAUUUCUGAUUCUCUGUGUCUACUUUUCUUCUUGAAAAAACACACAGAUCGUCUGCAUGCUCAGGUGUCAUGAUCAGUCUUUCUGCGUUGGCUGUCCACCAGUCUGUCUUGUAUCCUCCCAUAUCCCGUAGUCUUGAUCCCUAAAAAAGAGCCUGCAAAGACCCUCACUGAGCAUCUUGACUCUGCACCAUAAGAAAGUUUGUUCCUGUGUAACAUACUUUAUAAUAAAAAGACACCCUGAAUAUUAUAUGAGACUAUGCAUUGUUUAUCUCCACUUGAUAGAAUGAAAAAACCCAAAAUGCUUGCUCAAGUAGGCUCAUAAUAAACUUUUAAUACAUAUUCAACCAAGUGAUAUCAUCCACAGCAGCUUUAAAAUGUCCUUUUUCGUAAUAAAAUAAAACCUGUAUAUGGAUAUACAUUAAAUAUGGACACAUGAUCUGUUGUCUUUUCAGGAGCUGAGGAUUUUAAACCUGGAAACAGCAGCAAACAUGAUGUAGGAGGGAAAUAUCUGUCGCUGUGGUGUGAAAAUGAUUAAAAUAGCUCCUUUUUGCAAAUCUUAUUGUCAGAAAUAUCCUUCAUGCUUAAAGGAUUUAUGAUAUCCUCAAAUGUUGGGCUUUUGUUUGGAUUAAAAAUGCAGUUUUCACCCUGAGAAUCAUCCUUAAAAACGUUCUCUCUCCCCCUCCUCUGCUGUAUAAGAGCGGUCUGUAAUUAAAAGCGUCUGUGUGGCCCUCUCCAUAUGGAGUUCCUCAUUGUUUCUAAGCUGUAGAGAGAGUGUGAAGGAGAGAGGAGCAGGGGGGGAGGUGUUUCACACUCCUACGCUCUGUUUUACAGCAUGUACUGCUUUAUUACCACGUCGGAAAAGUUUUCCUUUAAUGGGAGGGGAGCUCGCCCAGAUAAAUCUCCGAGAUGUCUCCUUGUAGCGGGGCAGAAAGAAAACAGAGCCUGAGAAUUUAUCGAUUUCAUUAAACCACCAACGAUUUAAUGCCCUCUCCUCUGUCAGCAAACACAAACAGGCUCUGCCAGUGUUUAUUCAUAACUUCAUAAGACAACAUCGCCCAUGUUUACUUGGUUACAGAGUCCUGACACCGUUUAACCCCGCUCAGGACCUGAUUACUGACCUUUUAUUCGUCUUCGCCUCCACAGGAACAGGAAAGAAGUCUACCUGGGUGACGACAACUCGCUGACCCUGACUUUCAACUACAGGAACGAGGGUGAGGGAGGGGCGUACGAGGCAGAGCUGUACGUGGUGCUCCCCCCUGAAGCCGACUACAGCGGGAUCGCCCGUAAUAACGAGGUGAGAGAUUCCCACCAACCUUUUCACCUCUCAGGCUACGAUUAUCCGUCUUUAUUUCAUUUAGUUUGACGAGUUUGUCCUCUUGUUUUUCAGAGCCUGACCCAGCUGACCUGCACCUAUGAGACGGAGAACCAGACCCGAUACCUCAGCUGUGAUUUGGGCAACCCGAUGAAGCCUGGUACCGAUGUAAGAACAACAUACACUUCUUAAAACGCCACGUGAAAUGAAGUAAACAGUCCUGAUUUCCUGCUCUGUGUAGGAAACAGUCACAUGUUCUCCCCAGGUGGAGUGUGAACAGCACAGGAAAAGUCCGAAUUUGUCAGGAAGUGUUGUGACAGGAAACACAGACUCGAUCUGUGCCCCCGUAGAUCACUGCUGGGAAAAGUUCCUCUUUUUAAACGAUGAAAUCACUAACCGGCUCUGAACAGGAAAACCAUCACCAGUGCGCUCACGGGAAGGGAUCGGCACUCUUGAUUCCUCGGAAGUUCUCCGAUUCAGGCGUUAUUAACUUUAUACAAUAGAGAGGAAGCUGAUGUCUGCUGGCAGAGAGUUCACAGACCGACACACCCAGGAACAGAACAUACCUAUUAAAUGAUGAGAUGAGGAGAUGAAGGAGUGGAAAGGAGGAGAGUCUGUCUGAGAGUUUAUGACGGGGCUUUAAAUGUUACAGCUCACACAGACGACCCAGAGUUUAGUCAUAUCUAACCUUUUUUUAUGCUCCUUAUCGUGUCUUUAUGACUUGUAGUCUGACUCACAGGAUGUAGACCGUGCCCAUUAGCUGGAGCGACUCUCUCGCGGGCGAUCUUUGAAUUCCAGUCGCUUCUCGUAACUGGAACUUCAAAGCUGAGACGGGCAAAUAGUUGAAUUUGUGGAUGUAGGGAAAAAUAAAUAACUUUGAAUCUCUUAAAGUAAUUCAUUACCAAACUCCUGACAAAAAGUGAAUUUGUGGAUGUAGGACCAGAUCUUCUUGUCAGAUUCAGCUGUAAUCCAAGUAUACUAGUGUGUCAGAGGGCGUCAUCUUUACGCAGGUUAACAGUUUGUGUGCAGAGGAAAUAACCCUCGAAUUCUGAGGAGCAAAAGUCUUCCCUUAGGGCUGGGCGAUAUGACCUCAAAUCAAUAUCACGAUGUACGAAAACAACAAAUGGACAAUAACUACUCCACAAGCUGCUCAUCCCUCCCACAUUAACUUCGUCUACUUCAGCCGCUACAACUUUUGAACCGUCCUCCAUCUCCUCACUUGUCUUUCCCUCUUUUUUACGGACUGGAUGGGGUGGAGUCACAUCUCUGACAUAGGACAGCGUCUUAAAGGGACAUGAGACCAAAGCCUACCAACACACAUCCAAAACAAACUUUUUUAUUUAUUUGACACUGAAUAUGUUGACAUGGGCGAAUUGACGUUGGUUACUGUCAUCUAUUUCAGUAUCGGUAAAUUUUUCGGUUUAUCGCCCAGCCUUACUUUCACGUUUAUCUCGACUUUGCAGCCUGAAGGAGUCGCCUGCAAAUCGUGGAUCUAAACCAAACACAUGUUUGGUCUCUGUGAUGUUUGAAGCCCGUCAUUGACACACGCCAUAUUAGAAAUGCUGUCUUCAUUCUUGCUUUUCAAGUUGUUCGACUGACUGUAAAGACUAAACUUCAGCGUUACAGAAAGCCCCCAAAAGUCUCCAAUACCUCCAGAGAGCUCCAAACAUUAGCUGAUAAGUUCUUAAGUUGCUUCAUCUCUGUUCUUCGUCAUCCUUGAGCAAAUUGAGUUUUUUAUGUCUUACGAAAUCUUUCCUUGCCUUCUUGGAAAUUUAGUCAUUUUUAUAUGAGAGCUUUGCCCCCGCAGUUCACAAGUUCUCCUGCCUGAUGCUGUUUCGCCAGGACAACAUCUCUACACCCAAAGAAACGCAGGCAGCUCAGGAGUUUUUUUUCUUUUUCUCUUAGUCUUGAAUUAUUACGAGCUCAGUCGGACUUUUCCUCACGGAGAUGAAUCUGGCUCUGCAGGGAUAGGUCGUAAUGGAAAAGAGUUUGUGAUCCGCCCGUUUUUACGUAAAGAUGACGAUGAUGAUAAUGAUGAUGAUGAUGAUGAUGAUGAUGAAUGUGUUCGAUGUUUCUCUUUGCAGCUGUGGGCAGGUCUGCGCUUCACCGUGCCUCGGCUGAAGGACACACACAAGACGGUUCAGUUUGAGCUGCAGAUUCGCAGGUAACAUCACAAAAUCACUAAAAAUAUAAAAACUAUCUUCUGAUUUAAUGAUUUCGACAUUUCUGUGAUAGUAUCUGUGUUGAUAAUCAUGUAAAUCUCUUCUUCUCUUUGUCUUCACAGCAAAAACGAGAAUAAUUCCCACAGCGAAGUCGUCCCCUACAAGCUGGAGGUGGUGGUUCAGGCUGAUGUCAUCCUUCAGGGGUGAGUCCAGGAUAAAGAUCUCCUCAUCUGAACUUUUUAUGAUUUCAUUAAGCCUCUUGUUCUCACACUCCGGCCUUUCCUCUACAGUGUGUCGCGACCAGAUAAAGUCUUUUUCCCGCCGGCCAACUGGAAAGUGACCAAAAACCAGGAGGUGGAGCAGGACGUGGGGCCUGCAGUCGAACACAUCUAUGAGGUAAUCAGCUGUGUGGACUCCUUGUGGGUGAAGAAAGGGGACUGAAGUAAAUCUUAAGAAAACAUACUCCAGAUUAGUCAGGCUGAUUUAUUCUCAGAUCUAAGUUUUCUUGGGUGAGAUUGAACAGUACUCGGAAACGCUCUGAGGAGUUCUUAACAUGGACAGAUUGUGCUUUUUUAAUGAUCUGCACUCAUUAUAAAAAUAUGUCAAACAUUUCAGCGUCGGCAUGGGAAAAUAUGUGUUGCAACCUCCCAGCUACAAGCAAAACAAGAAACAAUCACGCCGCCCUUGAAGUCGUCUUUUAAUCCGCAGACUUAACUUUCAUUUCCUUUUUCCAGCUUGUGAAUAACGGGCCCAGUCGGAUCAGCCACACCCACCUGGAGCUCCGCUGCCCCCUCAGCGUGCAGGGUCAGACCCUCCUCUACCCUUUGGAGUUCUCCACAGAAGGCCCCAUCAACUGCACCGCCGACAAAUACAUGAACCACCUCCGCCUCAGAGUGAGUGCCCCCGAAUGAAAACACGCACACCUGUAGGGUUCGAGUGAGGCGAAAUCAGGCGGCAAACAUCUCCGAGUGAAGUGUAUGAUUAACAGUUGGUUCUCUGCUGGUUGGUCCACACCCACCCAGCUUCUCCGCCCCACCCGGGACACUUUGAAGUCCCAGCUCUUCCCUUUGCUCGGCACAGCUUGAUGAACCAUCUCAGACGGGCAGCAAGAUGUCGCUUUGGGCUUAACACGGGGAAGCAUUUUGUGUAGCUGUUUGUGUAGAUGUCCCGAGUUUGACAGAUGUUUUUUUGGGGUUGUUGGUGCUCGUCAAUCUUCGCGGUGAUCUAAUGUUGUUUUUCUUCCCUGGUGGAUUGCUAAGUACUGUGUAUUUCCACGGGAAUCCAUGUGGAGUGGAGCUCACAUGCUUCUGAUUAAUGAGAAAAAAGCCUCGGGGUCACGCUAACAUUAGCUCUCGUAUUGACAGAAAGGGUGGUCUGCUCUUCUGCCUGCUGAGGUCACUGUCUCUGUUGUGCUAACGGGUAGUGUGUGUGUGUGUGUUCUCUCCGCCAUCAGCUCCAGCGCACGUCCACAGAACCACCAAUCCUGGCGCUGAAGGCUCACGAGCACCGGAUCGAGAGGAGGGACGUCAACAGGAAUCAGCUGUCUCAUUUAACCAACCUGGUAAGAUGCUUAAAGGGACAUUUCGGUGUUUUAAAGCUGCUCCGUAAAGGUGGAUAACAGGCUACAACUUUUACGGCCUUGUAAUGACCAACUUACCAAAGCCGAAUUAUCCAGAGAGACCCUCUCCUCGAAAAAAAAAUUGAAUCCUAUUUAAAAAAAUUAGAAAACAUUAAGAUAGUAAGUGAAAAGUUAAAAAUCAGUUUUUUUUUAAUACACUUUGGUUGGUACAGGAUGUCAGGAGAGGCUGUCAGCUGAGCUGCUGCUGCUGGCAGGUUUUAGGUUAUGAUUCCUUCAGUGUGUUUCUGCAGAGAUGUCCUGAUGUACAAAACACCAGCUUCACUGUGAGAAUCGAUGAAUUUCCAACACUCUUUGCUGAGGCUUUAGGGGCUGCGAGCUGAGCUGCUCAGGAUUUCCCUUCUCUAAGUUUUAGAGCAGGAGAAAUGUGAGAAAGUUUGGUAACACUUUACAAUAAUAAUAUUAAUAAUAAUAAUAGAUACUUUAUAAAUGUUUAACCAUCAUUUAAAAACAACAUAUAGAAUAAUUAUAAACGGCAAAUAGAUAGUUUAAUAAUGUAAGUUAAUAGUUACUUUACCAAUAACCAUUACCAUCAAUGAAAUUGUGAUGAAUAAUUUUCAGUAAUUAUUAAUGGACUAUUUAUUAAAGGUUUAUAUAGGGUUUAAAUAUUGGUUAUAAAACAUCUAGAUUAAAAUGUGUGUCAGUGGCACUUUGUAAAUGAUUAAUAUUUGGAUUUUAAACCAUCUAUAAACAUUACUUAGAUGGUUGUUGUAAAGUUAGGGUUAAGGUUCGGGUUAAUGGACUAUAUGCUUUUUAUAAAUGAUGAUUAAACAUUGAUAAACUAUCUACUUAACAUUUAUAAAUGGUCUAUUUACCAUUUAUAAGUUAUGGUUAUUGUAAAGUGUUACCGAAAGUAUACACUACAGAGGACGGUGUCAAAGUCUCGAUCUCUUUAAGUUCAGGGUCAUUGGGUGCGAAGCUGCUCAUCAGCGGUCGGUUUAGCUACUCAGAACACGAAGAGGACUUCUCAUGAAUCAGCGGACCAAUUUGCCUAAUCAUCCCCCCGGUCUUCAGACCCUGACGGAAAGUUUUAAUCCCUCCAGCAGUAGUUCUUCUAAGUAGUUUCCCAGAUCAGAAGUCUUGUUUACUUGUAAUGAAAACACAGCUUAUAUUUCCAUCAUGAUUAAAACCCUUUGUACGGUUGCGUAAUGAAGUUAAACAAACAGUCGAAGCUUUGUACUGAGUAAGUGAACGCCGCUGGGUCAGGAGGUGAAGUUAGCUGUGAUAGUUGACUUUAAAUGAGCGAAUGGAGUUAGCAGUUAGGGUUAAAUGUGGUUAUGUAGUUAAAACUCUUUAUGUGUCACUUCCAGAGCACAAAAACAGACUCUUUAGAAAACACUCGUACCUCCAUCACCUUUAAGUGAAGUGUACAGGCCUGGGUCUAUUUCGGUGACUCUGGACCUGAUCUUGUACGAGGCUCCUGGGAUUGGCUAAUCAGGUCAUGAUGUCGUUAAAAAGAGGGGGUCAGAGGUCACGGGCUUGUCCCCUUGUGGUGAUUAACUUUAAAGAGCCUUUAGUAGUGGUGGUGGGUGGAGAGGACAGGGGACAGUGGAGGCUUUUUCUCCGUGAUGCUCUGCUUACUUCACAGACCGCUCUGUAAUUUUCAGCUCCGGGGUGUUGUGAGACCCUCAGGCUCCCACACACUGGCCCUAUUGAUCCCCUCAGCUGCAGGUAGCGCCUAACUCCGCCUCCAUCGCGGAUACCUGCGUCAGCUAAAGAGCCCUUUGUGUCGCCGUUAACCGUGCUCGUUUAUCAAACACGUCCAGCAACACGUCACCAUGAAGGACCCCAUUCUUCUGUUUUUUUCCCCCUGAGUCUGCACUUUCUGUUUUCUCUGUUCAGAGCGUCUCCUGAUCAAAGCGGGUUCGAGGUUCAGUGAUGCUUGGGUGAAGCUGUCAGACGAGGUCACAGUGUGAGACUUUCAGAUGACCUGCUGAGCUAUGCAUUAAGAACAAAGGGCUUGUUAUAAUUGCAUUCAUAAUUAAAGGGACAUUUCAGUGUUUAAAUGAUGUAGAAAGAGAAAUAAGCUCUUAUUUAGAACCACUUUCUCAUGCAGCAAAAGGUCUUGCACUUACUGCAAUCUUUGCUCCAUGUGUAUUUUUGAUUUAAUCUAUCAUUUUGGACAUUUAGAUGUUAAAAAAUCAUGUUUUUCUUGUUUUUUUAUAUGUUCAUGUGGCAUUUUUCUGACGCUACAGGACGCAAUUUUUUUUGGAAGGAUGGUAGGGGAAGGUCCCGCCCUCCUUCACCUCUGCUGGGCUCCGAUUGGUUAUUCCUUAUGGCUGUGAAACGUCAUCGUCUGUCGGGUUAGGUUUAGGGUAAGGGUUAGGGUUUCGGUAAGGGUUAUGUUAAGGUACUUCCACCAGCUCCUCCGGGGAGAUUCCCAGGUGCUCCUAGGACCAGGCGAGAGAUAGAAUCCCUCCACCUGGUCCUGGGCCGGCCACAAGGUCUCCUUGUGUCCCGAACACCUCUAACGAGAGGUGUCCAGAAGGCAUCCUAACCAGAGGAGAGGAGUCACCUGAGCCACCUCAGCUGACUCCUCUUGGUGUGGAGGAGCAGCAGUUCUACUCUGUGCGCCUCCCGAGUGUCCGAGCUCCUUACCCUAUCUCUAAGGCUGAGCCCGGCCACCAUGAGAAGGAAACCCAUUUCAGCCGCUUGUAUCCGCGAUCUUGUUCUUUCGGUCAUUACCCAAAGUUCAUGACCAUAGGUGAGGAUCGGCACGUAGAUCGACCGGUAAAUCGAUGGUCCCGUCCCCUACCCUCCUACAAAAACAGCAGCGCUGUCUUCGCCCACGACUCAGAGGCGGAUUUCUAAUAAGCUACUGGAGCUCUGUAGAAGAGAAGCCCUUGAAAAUGACACAGAUAACGUGAUUUUGGCUAAAAACUUCGUAAUCACAAUUUAAAGCCCACUGAUAACACUUCAACUAGGAAAAAAAAAAGAUCAGAGUGGAACUUUAAUUGACAACGACCCCUAACUGAGAGGCAGUUUUUAAAGUGUGUAUGAAGGUGAAAAUAUUAUCUAUAAAGCUGUGGGAACAGCCAAAUCUACAUCUCUUGACCGCAAAAUCCCACCAGAGAAGAUAUGUGGGUCUGGGGCGUCUUUGGCUCUGGUCCACAUUCGAGUCUUUUCCAGAGACCUUAGCAGCCCUUGUGCCUGCCGGCAUCAGGAGGAAGUGGACUAACUCGCUCUCUGUCUGUCUGAAUACCCUCAUUAAUCCUGUUGUAGCCCGAGUCUGAAGGAUCGAGGCGGGUUCUCUCCUCCUGCGUUUGCCCUACAUGGUGCAUUAAGUAAACUAAUGCGAUCCCGCAGGAAACCCGCCGGAACCUCCCCCGUCUGGUUGGUGGUCUAGCUGCAGCACCGGCUCUGAGACACAGCCUGUUCAUGUUUUAUAAUGUUAAGAGCUGCAUUAUGGGGAUCUAAUUAAGACAGAGUAGUCUACAGUCUUGAGAAAAGUGGAUCGGUUUCAGCGGUCGGGCAAUAACGUGGAGAGUGGCGCAUGCUGCAUUUUUACAGUCUCAUGACAUUCCUUCAAUCUAAUUUGAAGCAGGCGUAGAAUACAGAUCAUAACAUUGGCCUCUUUGUUUUAUUUAUGCAGCGUGCAGCUUCGACUCCAUCUGUUCUACCUGUUUCACUCAAACUCAACCCUGCUAAAAUGUCUUCGUUUGUGUCUGACAUCAACCUAACAUGGUCUCUCCUCUUGUAUCUUUGUUUCUGUAGUCCUGUUCGAACACUGAGUGCUGGACCCUUCAGUGCAAAGUGGGUCUCCUGGAGAAGGGGACCACAGCCAUCCUCAAAGUGCGCUCCAGGGUCUGGGCCGAGACCUUCAUCGAGGUUCGUUGACAUUCGAUUUCUCUUUUCCAUUUUUACCAAAACACUUAAAAAUGACAUAUUGUGAGCGGAUCUGCAGCACAGACAUGUCUCACAUAUUUGUUUGGACUGGUUCUGGAUCUGCCAGCAUGAGCAGCAGUCUCACAUAUUUUAACAACGCAUGCGACAACAGUUGAAGCGUAAAUAGAAAGCGGACUGCAGAUUUCAUUCUGUCAUAUGUGUCAUGUUUGAGCUCCACACAGGCUGUUUUACACGCCCUGCAUGCUGCUUCACAGCAGAAAUUCAUGAUCUGGUGUGACUGCUUCUCUUGAGAAAGGAAUGCAGGAGAUAUUUUCCAUUAAAAAAGCAUGCGGUCUCCGUCGCCACCUAGAGCUUUGCAAGUGUAUUGCGUGCGCCUCUUUGAUUCUCAAAACUCGUGCUGCUUCCUCGUUCAGAGAUCCUAUAAACAGUACGUGCUGGAGUGCCUGGCCAAAUACAACGUGAAGAAGAUGCCGUACGCCAUCCUACCAAGAUAUAACCCAAGUGGACACAAAAAGGUAAAUUUGAUCUGUCUUUUUAAUCAUUUUAAGGAGCUGUUUUGAUUUCACGUCUUGAGUUAAUAUUAAAAAUGUGUUUUUAUUCUCAGGUGGUGACUCCUGUGGUGUGGAACAAGCCAGAUAUCGAGAACUCGGUUCCUCUCUGGAUCAUCAUACUGGCCAUUUUAGCUGGUUUGCUGCUCCUGGCUCUACUAAUAUACGUCCUUUACAAGGUCAGUGCUUUUUCAACCUUCCUCCUGUGUUAUCUUUUACUACACACCCACCAUGUUAAGGGUUGGUUUUGACCUGUGUCUUAAAUCAGCUGUAAAUUACACUAAAAACAAUUCUCUAUCAUCUAAUAUGGUUCUCAUCUCUAGGUUACCUUGUUAGGCUCCAUUAUCCAUGAAAAUAUUGCUUAUAAUAGUUUUUGUAGUGGGCCUCUGGGCCUUUCAUCUAUACAGAAUUGGUCUCACAUGUCUGGACAUGCCCGAUGUAGUUUUUUGUGCAGGGAAUAACAUGGAAAAAUGAGAAUUUCCUAAAUCUCACAUGGUUGGAGGGAGAUCUGAUCGUCAGUGUGGUGCCUGACAGUGCACUUAUGAUUUCAGUUUUUGCUCUAAUUAUUAGAUAUUGAACUAACUGGGUCAAAUAAUAAGAGCAUUUUAUAAUUUAGUCAAUUUAUUUUUUUAUUUUUGUUAAAAUAGAGAUUCCUGAUGCAAAAAGCUGAUUUAAGUGGUUCUUUUAAGCAUUUAAAAUCAAGAAGGGCUCGGUGCAGAGCCCAACACAGGAGGGGAGUGAAGGAUUUUGUCAUAUGAACUUUAAAUGAACUCAUGAAGUCUGUGUUUAUUUCUAAUUUUUGCCUUUUUUUAAAAUGUUUUCUUGCAGUUCGGCUUCUUCAAGCGAUCUGUACCGUACGGCACGGCCAUGGAGAAAGCACAACUCAAACCGCAGGCUGCCUCCGAGGCCUAGACGGGCUCACAGAACCACAGUACCUGGCCAUAUGAUUGCAAUGGAGAAACUCGCUGGAUGACGAUAAUGAUGAUGAUGAUGAUGAAGAAGAGUGUUAUCAAGAAGCAGUUAAGCCAAAGAGAGACCACUGGAACUCCACUGUGCUGCACUAGAGGAAAAUCCAAAGAUCUCCACGCCAAAUGAAUGUUUUUGUUUUUGUUCUUUUUUAAUUUAUGUUUGUUGGCAGGUUGGGAUUGUUACCAAAUCAAACUUUUUCUCAAUGCCUGAAGGUUAACACGAGGAGAAAGAGGCGCCCGUAGAGUCCUCUGUUACGCCUUUAACUGCUUUAUUUUGGUGCUAAUGAUCCGGUGUGUUCACGUGUAGCUUGCAGCAGCCAGGAGCUGCGAUUAAGCCGCCUGCUUAGGCCUCCAAGUAUUCCUCUGGCACGUGGUUUAAUCGAUGAAAAUGAGGCAAGAUUACCCACUGAGAUUUGAAAGCUUUAAUCCAGUUGUAGCUCCAGAAGUUUUCCAUGCGUGCUGGGAUGGGCUAACCCAGCAUCCUGCAACCCUGAUCAGGACAAAACCCACGGAUGGAUGUUUCUGAACUGUUUAUGAAAAAUGAUCUCUCUGCCUCAGGUUGGUGGACGGCGCUGGGUUGUUUUUGCACUCAAAGGAAAUCUACUGAUGUAAAUCCAAAGACACCUGAGACUGACUGACUGACUGACCUUCCUUUGAGUUUCUUACUUUGACUCCUACUGAUGAAUUUGUUGGAACUUUUCUGUCCUCUUAUUAUUUUUUUGGCUCAUGUUCAGAGUUGCCUAUGCAAGCGUAGCUGACUGGGACGGGACUGGAACCACCGACCACCGAUGCGUGGAACCUCACAUUACUUGGCUGUUUUCACUCCUGCUCGGUUCAUGCAAGCAAAUGAGAAACAAGAUUUAAAGUCUGAACCAAAUACGGGACAAUCAGCGACUUUGUAGAGCUGAUUUUGAGUGUGACGGAUCCUGUGAGACACUGUAAGCAAAAACCGCCUAAAAAAAGAAGAAGAAGAAGAAGCGGCUGAAAUCAUCCCACUACCCAGAGGCUACAGGGACUGAACAUUAGGAUGCUUUGUGUUUUCAUGUACAUAGAUUCAAUGUGCCUUACAUGUAAAUAUUUUGAGUCUGUGGGCUGGGGUUGUGUGUGAUGCGUGUAUAAAAAAGUGUGAAUGGUAUAUUUAUGGAUGUCUGUUUUGUGUAUGAAUCGAGCUUUCCCACUGCUUAGUCCUGUUUCUCUUGAUCACCUCUUAGCUCCAGAUCAUUGAGGUUAAAGCCGUUCUGUUUCAUCAAAAUGCUUAAAAUUCAGGAUUCAGGUAAAGAUUUAAGUUCUUACCUCAGUGGAAAAAAAGCGAAAAGGCUGUCGGGAUGUCUCGCACCUCCGACAAAGGGAUAACAACUAGGCUCUGGGAAAUAGACGUUUGUUUGGAAGUGCAAUAUUUAUAUUCACUCUAUUUUUACAGUGCUUUCUUUCUUUUGUGUUUGGAUGAAUUUGUGAUAAACCAGAACAUUUUCUGGCUUUCACUCCCGCUCGCUUUUCCACUAAGUGUGAUCUUUUUGUUUUUUUUUGUUCUCACCACUUAAUCGCAGGACCACUUUUCUAAUCGUACCACAGGCUGACAAAAAACAGCAGAACAUAUCUGAGUUGAACUCCGGUGUGUUGAAAUAGUCGGAUAAUUUAUGUGCUCUGCUGCUGCCGCACCUGUCCAAACACCAACAUGAUACUAACCACAUGUUUAACAUUCAUUUGCCUCAUCGCACUCUUUCCCCUUCCUUUAAGAAAGUGAUUUACUGUUUGUCAAACGGUCCACAAAAUCCCCAUUUGGUGUUUCAUUUAAAACAUUUAACAUCGCAUUUGUCCUGUAUUUUUUCACCUGAACGUGUCGGUCCAUCAUUUAUAACGACAGGGGAUCAUUUCACUACUUCCUCCGGGUUACAUCAGGAGAAGGCACUGGUUUUUAUUUCCUUUUUGUACAAGUUUAAGCCCAAUUUCACUCUCCAGGACUUCCAUUAAAGAAGUUGUACAUAUUCAUGACGAGGAGAGAAAGUUUGAAUUUAAAGGAUUUGUUGUGAAUUUUUCUCACCCCAUAUUGGGGGGGACAUUUUUGUCAUGGGGGUGGGGGAAGGGGAUUUUGGAGGUUGUUUUUUUUUUUUUUUUUUUACCUGUCGUUGUUUGUAUUUUAAAUAAAAUAUUUCUCUUUUUACAAA